This is a messenger RNA of Paraphaeosphaeria sporulosa, 1361 nucleotides long. RefSeq lists its product as uncharacterized. The transcript is spliced from 3 exons. The coding region runs from base 442 to 1185 and encodes 247 amino acids. Lineage: Eukaryota; Fungi; Ascomycota; Dothideomycetes; Pleosporales; Didymosphaeriaceae. The record is from RefSeq and is a predicted model, not a curated record.
CGCGGCAGGGCAAUUGUUGUAUAUCCUUCCCGCGGGAGGGUCCCAAUCUGGCCGCCGUGCGAUGGUUGAACUGCGCGACACGCAGCCAGGCCCCUUACGGCCCCAAUCGUCUGAGAACAAGCGCGGGCUGCUUCGAAUUGUGCAUGCCGCGCCUCAGCACGGAUUCUCUGCAGAGUUCAAUCGCUUGACCGCCUUCCGGAGUCACUCUUAUAUAUCCGGGAGCUCUAGCUGAGCUGCAUCCUCCUUCCACACCAUUCACAUUCCUCUCCAUCGAUCAGUGACCAGCGGACUCCGGGCUCUGCCGAAGCAAGCAAUCGUCCAGAACUUACAUCCACCCAUUCCUCGCUACAUUGUAUUUAAUCUCGUAGAAAUCGCCGAGCUUGCUUCUCUAGUUCCACCCAGCUUCCCCUCACGUCGAUCCACCCGUUCGACAGCUUCAACAUGCAGGCCACACGUGUCUCAUCUCGCGCCUUCAAGGCCGUUGCUGCUGGCAGCAGGCAGAGCCGCAGCCUCCACAUGACUGGUCCUGCGACCUUCUCAAAUCUGCUCACCUCCGAGCGUCCCGCCAUGAACCAUCCUCAGAGCCUUGCUGGCCUGCGCUACGAGUGCCAGGUGCUCAAGCUCCCCACCACCGGCUCAAAGGAAGAGCUGCAAUCCCGCCUCUCCGCCCACGAGCUCACAAACGGCGCCCGCACCUUCAGCACCGCUGUCGACGACUCCAAGCGCCCGCUCGUCGGCGCGCCCGUCACCGGCCGCUCUUUCCGCCACUUCAACACUAGCCGCGAGCUCAAGUCGCCCAACGACAGCUCCACCAUCGACUUCGCCUUCAUCCCCGACUUCGAUCCUGACCUCGGCGCCGCCCCCGUCAACAUCCGGGUCCCCAUCCUCCCCACCACCAUCACCCCGAACCCGAGCUACACGUUUGCGUCCGCAAUCGAGGCCGCUGAGGCCGAGGAAGAGUACUCUGCACGCCUGCCCAGGAUUCACACCGUGUCCAGUCACCACGUCCACGCCCCGGCCGCCAUGUCCGAAGUCCACGACAACAACACCAUCGACUUCCAGGGCAUGGCCUUCGAGGCUGUGAACAAGCUCAAGCGUCCCGUCGAGGAGGGUGCUUCAAUGGCGAAGCAGAUCUGGGGUGGUCUUGUGGAUGAUGUUCUCGGCCCCAAGGGCAAGCCCGCCUAAGCAUCGCGUAACUUUUCUUUGUGGGUCUGUGCCGAGGGGUUCUCCACCGUACCCUUGUCGGCGAUAACGCGUAUCGGAGAUGCCUGGAUGGUGUCAACGUCGAGCGCAUGCGUAUAUAUACUGUUGUAAUCUUCUUCUCUUUCCUACGAUAUCUAGCGGGUCUGUGGGAACGCGGA